CCGAAACUGGGAAAAAAAAUAUUUGUUUACACCAACGGCAAUCAAAAAUGUGUCAUACUCAAAUCAUGCUUAGUUGUUUACUUGUUGUCAUUUAGAAUUUAUCAAGAUGCAGAGUUGAUCCUCACCAAAGACUUCACAUCAGACACUCCCGGGAUUCCGAGUGUGGGCAGCGUCCGAGGAGACGAAACCAAAAACCUUCUGGAUUUCACCCCAGAAGAUUUGGUUUUCUACGUGGGAGGCUACCCGUCCAACUUCACGCCGCCGGCGCCUCUCAACUAUCCCAUGUACAAAGGCUGCAUCGAGAUGGCCUACUUGAACGACAGAGUUGUCAGCUUGUAUCAUUUCCUGCGCAAAGACAACAUCAACGUCGAGUCUCCAUGCAAGAGGUUGGUCCCUGUUUGUGUACAACUUCCUCCUAUCUCACAAUUUG
Messenger RNA from Hippocampus comes (tiger tail seahorse), 430 nucleotides. RefSeq names its product laminin subunit alpha-4-like. The transcript is spliced from 2 exons. The record is from RefSeq and is a predicted model, not a curated record. The annotation marks the transcript as partial. NCBI's taxonomy places the organism in Eukaryota, Metazoa, Chordata, Actinopteri, Syngnathiformes, Syngnathidae.